Messenger RNA from Brassica rapa (field mustard), 1278 nucleotides. Its product is annotated as tropinone reductase homolog At2g29330. Lineage: Eukaryota; Viridiplantae; Streptophyta; Magnoliopsida; Brassicales; Brassicaceae. Gene Ontology annotation, molecular function: oxidoreductase activity. The record is from RefSeq and is a predicted model, not a curated record.
GGAGGAUAUAAAUGGAUGGUAUUGCCAGAGUUGGUAUUGGUGUCAAAAGGUAGGUCCCUCCUUAGCUUUCGUGUCAAUCAAUCUCUGCAGAUGUCACUAUGAGGAGCUGCAUAAUCUUUAUCACCUUUUGUUUUGUUUCUUAAUGAUGUAAUCUCAUCUACAUAAAGAGAGGCUGUAGCUAGUAGUAAGUGAUCUACCUUCAUCCAGCAUAGUCUCUUUUUGAUUGAAAAGUCAAUAGACAUUUGAUGGAUAACAGCAGAUGGAGUCUUCAAGGUAUGACUGCUCUUGUGACCGGUGGAGCCAGAGGAAUCGGGUUUGCCAUUGUAGAAGAGUUGGCUGCUUUUGGAGCUAAAGUCCAUGUAUGCGACAUAUCUGAAACACUUCUCAAUCAAAGUUUAAACGAAUGGCAAAAGAAAGGGUUUCAAGUGAGUGGUUCAGUAUGUGAUGUAUCCUCUCGUCCCGAGAGAGAAACACUUAUGCAAACUGUCUCCUCGUUGUUUGGUGGCAAGCUCAACGUUCUAGUAAACAAUGUAGGGGGAGUACGCGCAAAGCCAACACUAGAAUACACAGCUGAGGAUUUCUCGUUUCAUAUAACAACAAACUUGGAGUCGGCUUAUCAUCUUAGCCAGCUUUCACAUCCUCUCCUAAAAGCUUCAGGAUCCGGAAGCAUUGUCUUCAUUUCUUCUAUUGCAGGGGUUGUAUCAGCAGCAAACUAUGUAUCCAUCUAUAGUGCAACCAAAGGAGCUCUGAAUCAACUGGCUAGAAACUUGGCAUGCGAAUGGGCAAGAGAUGGGAUAAGGGCCAACGCGGUUGCGCCUAAUGUUAUCAAUACUCCUCUGUCUCAACCUUUUCUUGAUGACCUCGGUUUGAAGGAGAGCUUGUUCAGUAGAACUCCACUUGGUCGAGCUGGAGAACCUAGAGAAGUUGCAUCACUAGUGGUUUUCUUGUGUCUACCAGCAGCUUCAUAUAUAACAGGUCAAACCAUUUGUGUUGAUGGAGGCCUCACUGUUAACGGUUUCUUUUAUCAACCACAGGCUUGAUAAUGGUGUUGUCGCGAUGUUUUUCUUCUUCUGCAGCUGUCUUUAAACUCUCAAAGUCUGCUGUGUAAUAAAUGAUUUAGCUUUUAUAAAUGUUAAGGUGUUGUUGGUUUAACUGAUUUAGAAAACUUGGAAGCCUUUGCAUGUUCAAGUUUUGUUGACCAUUUCGACACCUGGUUUCGGUUGUCUCUUGCGAGUGAAGUUACUACUCAAAGAAACAAAUUAAAGUCCUUUUCGUCGA